ACCUUUUAGUCGAAUUUUAUAACAAUGGAGUAACAGGUUAUCAAUUUACCACUCCAGGAGAUAUAUCGAGAAUUGAUCAAAUAUAUGUAUUUCUCAAAAUAAUUCAAUAUGGACGAUUAAAAUUGGG
Molecule: messenger RNA, 127 nt
Organism: Racocetra fulgida
Lineage: Eukaryota; Fungi; Glomeromycota; Glomeromycetes; Diversisporales; Gigasporaceae
Source: the annotation of a GenBank genome assembly